This is a messenger RNA of Hibiscus syriacus, 1814 nucleotides long. RefSeq names its product serine/threonine-protein kinase Nek1-like. Gene Ontology annotation, molecular function: protein kinase activity; ATP binding. The record is from RefSeq and is a predicted model, not a curated record. The transcript is spliced from 14 exons. Gene Ontology annotation, biological process: protein phosphorylation. Lineage: Eukaryota; Viridiplantae; Streptophyta; Magnoliopsida; Malvales; Malvaceae. Bases 245 to 1777 code for a protein of 510 amino acids.
UUCCUUGAAACUAAAAACAACCCAAUGGCAACACAGCCGCAACCGGCAGCAGCUUCCUUUACUUGUUUCUUCUCAUUGUUCUUCUCAUCCUCCUCCUUUGUACCUUAAAACAGUAUUUGUUUAGCUUCUUCUCAAAUGUCUAAGCCCACAUUAUUCUUGUCCCUGUGAUCUCUUUGGAUCAGUAUCUUAUAUACCCUUUAUCACUAUUGCACUCAGUAAAGGAAUUCAAGUACUUUUCUUAAACAUGGAGCAAUAUGAAGUAUUGGAGCAAAUUGGGAAGGGAGCUUUCGGUUCAGCUCUUCUAGUGAGGCAUAAGCAUGAAAAGAAGAAGUAUGUGCUGAAAAAGAUACGUCUCGCCCGCCAGACUGAUAGAUCACGAAGAUCUGCUCAUCAGGAGAUGGAGCUCAUUUCUAAAAUCCGCAAUCCAUUUAUUGUGGAGUACAAAGAUUCCUGGGUGGAAAAGGGUUGCUAUGUCUGCAUUAUCAUAAGUUAUUGUGAAGGCAGAGACAUGGCUGAAGCCAUAAAGAAAGCGAAUGGCAUGCUUUUCCCCGAAGCGAAACUGUGCAAGUGGCUUGUUCAUCUCCUGAUGGCUCUCGACUAUCUGCACUUGAAUCACAUUCUUCAUCGUGACGUCAAGUGUUCAAAUAUCUUUCUGACAAAAGAUCAAGACAUACGUCUUGGCGAUUUCGGACUUGCUAAAAUUUCGGCUUCAGAUGAUCUUGCAUCCUCUGUUGUCGGAACUCCGAGCUAUAUGUGCCCCGAGUUUCUGGCUGAUAUACCUUACGGUUCUAAGUCUGAUAUCUGGUCAUUAGGGUGCUGUAUAUAUGAAAUGACUUCUCUCAAGCCUGCAUUUAAAGCAUUUGGUAUGCAGGCGCUGAUAAACAAGAUUAACAGAUCUAUAGUCUCUCCACUUCCUACAAAAUAUUCCAGUGCCUUCCGCGGCCUUGUGAAAAGCAUGUUGCGCAAAAAUCCUAAACUUAGGCCAAGUGCCGAGGAACUGCUCAGGCAUCCACACCUUCAGCCUUAUGUUGUUAAAGUUCAUCAUAAAAUUAAUAAUCGUAGAAGGAAUACUUUACCUGUGCUUCGGCCUGAAACCAAUAUAAAGAAAACUAGAUUUUCGGACCCCAUAGAUACCCUCUUCUCCAUUUACAAGGAGAGGCAUCGAUCCAACGACAGGACUUUAAAUCCAAGCAUAUCAGGAGCCGAGCAAGAUUCUGUCUGCUCUACCAAAGGAAUACAUCAUGAUACAAAUGGUAUACUGAAUAGAAGGUUAGAAGAUUUGUCUAUUGAUAGCAGCCAAGAAGGAACUGUUAUUUGCAAGCUGAUUACUUCGAAACUUUCAAGUGUCACCAAGGGUCCGAAAUGUUCUUUGACAAAAGCUUCUGCAACUCCCAAGAGAGAGAAAGAGCUUUUGAGAAACCUUGACUCGGUUUCGCGCACUCCAGUUAAGAAACCUCUCCCCUCAACUCGAAGAGCUUCCUUGCCUCUGCCGACAAGAACUACGGUUCAAGAACCUCCUUGUAGAUCUAAUGCUGGUAUUCUUCACCACAUACAAUCAUCGGAUGUCUCCGUCAAAGCUCCUCGAAUUGAUAAGAUAGCUGAAUUCCCGUUAGCCUCAUAUGAAGAUGCAUUCUUCCCCAUCAACAAAACUUCUCCAAAAUCUGAACGGGGCUUCUCUAGCACGCCACAAUUUGUCAACCAUUCAAUCACGAAAGACAAAUGUACAGUUCAUAAAUGCGAUCAAUUGUCUAGCAAGCCAAAUUUCGCUGAUGCAUGACAGGGAAUUCAACACAGCUCGUUCCAUGCAGAUGGAG